Molecule: messenger RNA, 3621 nt
Organism: Bursaphelenchus xylophilus (pine wood nematode)
Lineage: Eukaryota; Metazoa; Nematoda; Chromadorea; Rhabditida; Aphelenchoididae
Source: the annotation of a GenBank genome assembly
AUGUCGGCACCGUCGAGUGAGUUACUUUAAGCUACUUUUUUUGGGUCGUACGGUAACUCUUUGCUGCUUAUUACGUCGGAGGAAACUUAUUUUGAGGAUUGCUCCGAAAGCCCUUUAGGCAAAAAGACAAGGGUCCUCCAAGGGGCUUUAUUGUCUUCGCCGAAGCAUACGGUAACUACUUGUUAUUACUUUGGAACCAUGACUUACUAAUAAGAGAUUCGGAGAGGAGAAAAUUGGUAUGACAAAGGGUUACUGUAGCCGGCGUUCCGACCAACUUUUUAGUCUCAAAAAUCAGAAAUUUGAAUAUUAAAAUUUUGCAAACCUUGAAAUUAAAACAUCUAAAUUCUAGGCCGAAUUUUGAUGGACACUCCGUGUCGAGUCUGCCACGACAAUUCCUCCGGUAAACAUUAUGGUAUCUACAGUUGCGAUGGGUGCUCUGGAUUUUUCAAACGAAGUGUCCGAAGAAACCGCCAAUACGUUUGUAAAAAUAAGGGAGGUGCAGAUGAAGGGAAGUGUGUGGUGGAUAAGGUUAGAAGGAAUCAAUGCCGUGCAUGUCGCCUCAGGAAAUGUGUGGAAAUUGGGAUGAACAAGGAGGCUGUUCAACAUGAACGAGGGCCCAGAUCAAGGUAACUAAGAUAAUAAAAAUGAUUCAAGAUCCUGAUUCAAAAUCAUUGAAAAUAAUUUUAUAAUGCCUUAUGUGUAUUUUCACACCAUUUCCAGCACCUUGAAAAAGAUGGCGAUGAUGAAUCGCUUCUCCUCGCUGACCUCUCAGAUUUCCCCACCGAUGGCUCCUUUGGAUAUUUUUAAUGCCAAAAAACCAGCAAAUCCUAUGCUGGCGUUUGCAAAGAUGGCACAGAAUCUACGUCAGAACCUGUUUAACCAACUGCAAACAUCACCUGGAGGCUUUCUUUUCAAUGGGAAUACGAAUAACAUGUUCGGAGUCAUGGGAAAUUUGGUGAGUUUUCGGAAUUUUCUCUUUUUUUAGAAAAGAAAUGGAUACUUGGGUGUAUAAUAUUAUGAUGUCUUAAACUAAAAUAACAAUUUGUCAGAGCUAAGAACACGUUGGUGCGGUAUGAAAUGCAUUUUUUGGACAGUGAUUACAUUACGCAUGACCCUUUCUUUGUUUUCGACUUUUUAAAUAAUUAUUUUUCUUCAAUCCUUAUUUUAAUUAAUCUACAAUGUAAGCAGAAGUCCGAUAGAGUAGCUUGAAAACAAAAAAAUCCAGAUUUACCUCUGAAAUCAAAAACAAAAAGUAUAUUAUACUUGACCUCCAGAUCUGUGAUCUCAUUUCAAACUUUUGUGAAUUCCGGAUCCCAAAUCCCCUCAUUCCGCCAACCGUACCCACCUCCGACCUCUUGAACGCCCCGAGUACAAGUUACUGAGGGCAAACAGAGAGAGAGAGGGUUUAGAGUAGUGGAUUGGGGUCAUUUUCCAAGGUGAAGAUCCUUCAGAGAAUUGAGAAAAAAAGGUCAUGGCGAGCAUCGUCUUUCCACUAAUGCAAACAAACUCUCUGCAUGGACACAGUUUAAAUUACGGAUGUCGCAAUUAAGUGAGGAUGGCCGAUUUCCGGCUGAGAGUGGCGAAAAGAAAUUAUAAAAAAAUUAUAAACGGAGAGGACAAGGACGGAAAAUAUUGGAAUUCUUGAGGACUUUGAGGGCACAGCGACUUGCUCACAACAUUUUUAAUAGCAGAAAGAAGCGGAGAGUCUAAUUUAAAAUUAUCAGUAGCAGAUUUAACAGCUAAAUUAACAUAAAAAUUUAAACUUUGUGACUUUUUUGCGGUAAGCAUCCGAAACAAUGUCGGGAUUACGAUAACUUCCCGACUGGCUUUUUGACUUUAAGCGUCGGCACUCAAGCAUUAGCCAAUCAGCGAAGAGCUGGGGAAAAAGAUGACUUUUUGGAGAAAAUGGGAAACCUUGAGGAGGGAAUGUAAAAUAAGAAUAACUAGUGGUUAGUAAUACUAAGUCAAGACAUUGAUCUUUAAUCUACAAGACCUUUGAAUACAUAUUGAAUUGAGUUUAUGAGGAAAAGUAAUGUGUAUAUGUACAUAUACAUGUAGUGUUUACAAUUAGUCAUCAUUUCUUUGGAAUUUUAUAAAUUUAUGGAACUGUCUGCUAUAACUUCUUAUAGCUUUUCGGCUUUUGAGAUUUCAUAUUUUCACAUGAAAAAUUCAGAUUUAUCUCUCUUAGAUUCUUUUUAUCAAAUUUCUAUCAUUAAUGUCAUGUAUAAUAUUUAUAAAAUACUCAUCCCCCCUUUUUUGCAGAACAAACCAUCAACUUCUGUGUCCGUGGACGCCUGUAUGCUUCGGCUGCUCAGCUGGGCCCGCACAUUCCUCUCUUUGUUCCCGACAAUCGGGCAGGAUGAACAGGUAAAUAAUUAAGGGAUUUAAUUUAUCCGAUCGGCUUUUUGAUGGCCAUGCAAGAUGGAUGACCCGGGACGAAAUGUCCGCGAUCCAUUUUCCGGUAAUUAAUUGGCUGGCUUCUUAAUUUAUUUUUAAAACAAAGUUGAGACUCUCCGGGUUAUGGUAAAAAUUUGAAAUUUAUAUUAUGCAUGACAUCUGACACAAAAUUUAAAAUUUAUGGUAUCAUGUACAACAUUGUGGGUAUAUUUGGAUGGCAAUGCCCUUGUAACAUCCGGUCCUUUGUUAAGUGGGCUGGGGACCACUUAAGCCGGCCCACAAACACCUCUCAAAGAGUGCGCGAACAUCUGGGCAGGGGAUGAACAAGGUUAAACAGAAGUGAAGAGGGGCAAUAUUGAAUACCGAUUAAGCAAUUUUUAAUGGGAUUAGCCCUUGUUUUAUGUGUGGUGCAAAUAUGGGGCAUAUUAAGCGACAUUAGACUUCAUAAAUGGGACAAAACUAGAAUUAUCAUCAAAAAUGCCAAGGAUAAUAUAAAAUUAAUGUGAAAAGCUCAAUAAUCCUCAAAUAUGGAAACUGUUUUCAGCUGCAAAUCAUCUCACAAUGCCUGGGACGACUGUUUCUGAUCAGUGCAUUUGAAGCGAACCUUUUGUCAUCCGGGAACGCCCAAGCCAUGGACGAAUCUGAUCUCAAGGAGCAGAUCAGGUCACUUAUUCUGCAGUUGGAAGAGCUUCAACUGGACGAAACUGAGUAUGGAUAUGUCAGGAACCUAGUCUUACUCAAAGGUAAAUAAUUUUAAAGAUUUUUUUACAAAUUUUUAUUUUUUGUGAGUUGUAUGUGCAUAUUAUACUAGUGCAAUAAAAAUAAAUACCAAAUCUUUUAGAAAAGUACCCCCAAAUGGUGCAAAUGGUGCAGCCAGCCCUGGCCCAGCACCAACAACUCCGCUAUCCCAGCCAGACGAUGCGAUUCUGCCAGUCGAUGAUAUUCAUCGACAAAUUGAACCAAGUCAACAACUCCGAUCUCCUGAACACCCUGCGGCUAUUAGUCUCCACCAAAUCCCCGACUUCUUCGAAUACCGAUUUUGCGAGUCUGUUCUCCACCGACCUGAGCGUAUCUUCCCCAUCCAACACCUCGGAUGAGGAGGAUUUGGAGGAGGAUAAGAAAAGCGAGAGAUCAGAGGGAAUGGAGAGAGUGCUCAAGAAAGAGAACAAAUCCAAUUCCUUCUCGGUCUCCGCUCUCACUGGCACUGAUCAGAAUGUUCAUUAA